UCAGUAGCCCUCUUCCAUGCGAUAAUAUCCUCCUGCCUUCAUCCGGCGUCGAUAGGGCUCUGCAGCGCCCAGUGGACGGCCCGACGGCUGAGCACUCGAGUGCUCCUGGAACCCAGUCACCGACUCAGCUGCAUAUGAUGCGCAUGCCCACCAGGCAAGAGAGCAGAUUAUGCAGGUAUGUAUCAAGUAGGCGUACACACACGUAUGCAGUGGAUCCACUUGCCUGUCGGUUGCUCCUCGGUCUUGUGAAGGAGCUCGUUUGGGGGGGCAAUGCCGCCAUCUCUGCAGACACGGACGGACACACCCAAUCAAUCAAUCAAUCAAUGCGACGGACAGAUAUACUGUAGAGGACUUCCAGGUCAGUCAUGUGAUUGACACAAGCACGUACGAGUCCUUCUUGUGCUCUGCAGCCACAUCCAUACGAACACCAGACACACCCGUGCGCAGCGCAAGUGACCUUUGAGCCUUCUCCCUGCCUGCAGGUCAGGUACGUGCGGUGCCUACCUCGCUGCUGAGCGCGCGUCGCCAAUACAGCAGCCCGCGCAUCUGCCCACUCAGUCCACACUGAACCCGACACGUUAAUUACAUAAUAGAUAGCCAUGCAGACACAAAUUACAUUCCUGCCCACCCACCAUACACAGCCGUAUGUACCUGCAUACCUUCGUCAGAUGGGCGCACGUGGGUCCGCAGGUAUUCAAGAAAGGCAGCGUCAUCACCAAGAUGCUUAAGAAGACCAAGGAAGUGAUCCUGGCGACACACACACACACAGACAGACAGACAGAACAACGCGUCAUCAAUCACUGUGUGUGUGUCUGUGUAUUCUCUGUGUGUGUCUUCUUUCUCCUUACUCUGUGCCUCAACAGCCAUUUGAUGUGAAUGUAUACCUCCAUCCUGGUGAGACCCAGAGUUUCGAUCUUCCGCAAGACGGCGUUUUCCUCCUGCGGAGUGUAUCGGUUGUCGCGCAGCAAAGGUUUCUGUGCGUUGCCCAU
Molecule: messenger RNA, 989 nt
Organism: Vitrella brassicaformis
Lineage: Eukaryota; Vitrellaceae
Source: the annotation of a GenBank genome assembly